Messenger RNA from Daucus carota subsp. sativus, 1036 nucleotides. RefSeq names its product glutathione S-transferase zeta class. Gene Ontology annotation, cellular component: cytoplasm. Gene Ontology annotation, biological process: L-phenylalanine catabolic process; glutathione metabolic process. NCBI's taxonomy places the organism in Eukaryota, Viridiplantae, Streptophyta, Magnoliopsida, Apiales, Apiaceae. The transcript has 11 exons. Bases 140 to 808 code for a protein of 222 amino acids. The record is from RefSeq and is a predicted model, not a curated record. Gene Ontology annotation, molecular function: maleylacetoacetate isomerase activity; glutathione transferase activity.
GAAGAACAUUUUAAAAUGACACGUUUAUCACAACCAUUUCUUGGCGUUUAUUACAUUCCUAAGAUUUGUCAAGACAAGCUAGACGACACUUCCCAGUUCUCCUCAACAACACAGCUCUUCAUUCAUCAUUGCUAAUAACAUGGGUGAUUCUUCAACAAGUAAGAUAAAGCUCUACUCUUUUUACCGGAGUUCUUGUGCCUGUCGUGUAAGAAUUGCUCUCAACUUGAAAGGGAUUGAUUAUGAGUAUAAAGCUGUUAAUUUGUUCCAAGGUGAACAGUUCAGUCCUGAUUUCUUGAAGCUCAAUCCUCUUGGUUAUGUGCCGGUGCUGGUCGAUGGUGAGACAACGCUUGCAGACUCGUUUGCCAUCUUAAUGUACCUGGAAGAGAAGUAUCCUCAAUACCCUUUGUUGCCUGAAGAUCCUAAUAAAAGGGCAAUAAAUUACCAGGCUGCAAAUAUAGUUUGUUCAAGCAUACAGCCUUUUCAAAAUCUAGCUGUGCUGAAGUAUAUCGAUGAAAAUGUUGGUAGUGGUGAGAGCAUUCAUUGGGCUCUUACCCAUAUCAAUAAAGGCUUUGCAGCUCUUGAGAAACUUCUAGCCAAGUAUGCUGGAAAGUAUGCCACUGGAGAUGAAGUUUUUCUGGCAGAUUUGUUUUUGGCACCCCAGAUUCAGGGAUCAAUCACAAGGUUCAACAUCGACAUGACCUCGUACCCUCUUCUUUUAAGGGUAUACAAGGCAUAUGAAGAACUGUCUGCUUUCCAAGAUGCUAUGCCGGAAAAACAGCCAGAUGCACCCAAAGAUAUUAAAGAAUAGAGAACUAUCAGGCAGUUUGAACUAAAAGCAUAUCUGGUGCAAACUGGGAAAAAGAAGAAACACAAACUCCAUGUAUCUAGAAAUGAUCGUUUAAUUAUUUAGAAUAAGGUGAGCAAAUACAUCGGUUGCUUCUUGCAACUUACUCAAGUUGUAUUGCCGUGUGGUUGUGGACGGAAAUAAGUUAGACAUCAUUGGCCCCUAAUGUACAUUAUAUAGUUUCAUUUCUUU